Nannochloropsis gaditana CCMP526 is the source of this 1519-nucleotide messenger RNA. RefSeq lists its product as uncharacterized. The record is from RefSeq and is a predicted model, not a curated record. The coding region runs from base 9 to 1136 and encodes 375 amino acids. The transcript is spliced from 2 exons.
CAGCUGUCAUGAGGCACACAUGGAGCAGCAUCGCCUGCCUUUUUUCGCUGCUUAUGAGCCAGAGCACAAUUGGGUUUCUUCUGCCUUAUCCUUCCGGUUCUUUUCCCAUGGCCCGCCCUCACUCCACUCUUUCCUCUCAAGUGGCACUUUUCGCAACAACUGUGCCGCGAGCCGUCGGAUUGGAAGCAAUUCCAGAAGCUGACUUGAAAGCAGCGGACAAAACAGCCCCCCCAUCCACUUUUUUUGAGUGUACGCUGCAAGCAUACAACGCAGCAGCAGCAGCUAUCAAGGACGGUUACAAGCUGCUAGAAGUAGAAUUCCCUCCCCUACCUGCCGCUGAGAUGGCUUCCCAGGCCUCCAGCGCCAACAGCAUUGGCUCCGCCAACAUCAACCUGGCGAACGAGAUGGCCCAGUACUUCGUGCGUGAAGGCAAGCAAGUUGUGAUUCUUGUGCCCGACAAGGACGAAUUGGAUUUGAUCGAAGAGGGGCUCGGCACCCUCUCGCCUUCACCGAACGUGACCAUCCGCGCCGUCCGCGCCCGAAAUUCGGAGUCCGCCGACACCAUGGGGGAACUGAUCCUGGGGAUUUUUUCCCGGGCAGCCAAAGGCAAGGUCUUGCCCUGGUACAACGCGGACAUUUACAUCAGCGUCAUCUCCUCCGGCCAGGAGCUUCCCGAUCUGGAGGCUUUGCACCAAGCCGAUCCCACCAAGCCCCUCAUUUUCUUCAAUUUGAACCUGGAAACCCACCGGGGAGACCUGGGCCUGCCCGCCUUUCCCUCCAAGGACCUGCAUUAUCGCUUUCUGUCCAAUAUCAAACCCGUCUAUUUGCUUCGCACACGUCAGUACGCCCAGACCCUGUCCCGCCCUCCCUUCAUCCUGAACUACCAGGGUGCCCUUUUUCGAACAUACCCUGGGGGGUACCAAUGCAUGCUCGACACGGGAAACGGUCGGUAUCGCCGGGUGGAAACCUCCCGUGAACGUCCCGCAUUGAGCGGUUUCAAGGACAUCAUAACGCAGGCGUUGGAUGUUGAGGAUAAUGACACACUCGCCAGUUUGAGGAGGGGGGCCUUUAGCAAGACGUGGUGGGAGAAGGAAGAGGGAUGGGCGAAGGAAUCGUCGGACAACUGGCGUACGUGAGGAAAGAGGGAGUGGAGGAGUGAAGGAAAGGAAAGAGGGGGAGUAAGACGUUGGAAGUAGCAAGAGGAAGCAACUGGAAAUCCAGAGAAAGAAUGGGUGGAGUGAUGCAUCUGGAAGAAGGAUGCGUCACGACGAUGGUGGGUCGGAGGGGACGGGGGGUCCGGAGCGAUGGACCAGGUGGGCAAGGAGGGAAAGUGAGGACGCUAAGUCAGGCGUUGGAUCUUUGUAGAGUUGAUGCCCUCACGGACAGUGGAGGGGGGCCCAGAGGCACGAUAGUGAAGACUUGUAUCAUUUUUGCGGUGCUCGGUGUCGGUGAGACUGGAUUGAAACAGAGGUUUGGUUGCAUCCUUCGCGUGACCAAGGCAUUUUGUGGCUUCCCUAUC